GCGGCCCUCAGCAGCAGCCGGAACUGGGAGGUGACUCUCGGCGGGUGCUGCCCGCGAGCUCGGCCCGGGCUCCCGCCAUGCUGUCCGGGUGCAGGCGGGCGCUGCCGGCAGCCCUGCGCCUCGCGGCGCGGGGCUGGGCACGGGGCGGCGGCAGGAGGCGGGUCAGCACCAGCUGGUCCCCGGUGGGAGCCGCCUUCGAUGCCAAGCAGCAGCGCAGCCGGCUGACGGGCCAGAGCACGGGUCUAUUUGGUGUUCCAGAAUUGAGUUCUCCAGAAGGUUUUCAAGAAGCACAAGAAAAAGCAUUACAAGAAACAGAACAGCUAGUCCAGAAAGCAUGUACUACACCUCCUGGGCCACAGAUAGUAAUGAUCUUUGAUCAGCUUUCAGAUGCAUUGUGCAGAGUAGCAGACUUGGCUGACUUUGUGAAAAUUGCCCAUCCUGACUUUGCGUUCAGAGAGGCUGCUGAAGAAGCCUGCAGAAACAUUGGUACCAUGGUAGAGAAGUUAAAUACAAAUAUCGAGCUGUGCCAAAGUUUGAAACAGUUGCUGGCAAAUAAAGAGGUUAUGGAUUCCCUAGAUCCAGAAACCAGGCAAGUGGCAGAACUUUUUAUGUUCGAUUUCGAAAUCAGUGGUAUUCAUUUGGAUGAAGAAAAGCGUAAAAAGGCAGUGGACCUCAACAUCAAAAUAUUGGAUUUAUGUAAUCAGUUUCUUAUUGGAGCUCAUCUGCCCAACAAGAUUGACAAGCAUAUUUUACCAGAACACAUUCGCUAUAACUUUGCAGUUGAAGGCAAUUACAUACAAAUCACUGGUCUGCAGGCAGACUGUUCUGAUGAUCUGGUACGAGAAGCUGCUUAUAAAAUUUUUCUUUACCCAAAUGCUGAGCAACUGCGCUGCUUAGAGGAACUGCUUACCAGCAGAAACCAUCUGGCACAGUUAGUUGGCUAUAACACCUUUGCCCACAGGGCUCUUCAGGGAACAAUGGCUAGAACUCCAGAGAAGGUAAUGCAAUUUCUUGAAACACUUUCUGACAGAUUGUUUCAACGAACUCUAAAAGAUUUUGAAAUGAUGGAAGGGAUGAAGAUGAAACUAAAUCCCCAAAAUUCAAAAUUGAUGCCUUGGGAUCAUCCCUAUUACAGUGGUGUCCUGCGUGCUGAGAGGUAUAACAUUGAGCCCAGUUUGUACUGUCCAUUUUUCUCUCUUGGAGCAUGUAUGGAAGGUCUGAACUUCUUGUUCAACCAACUCCUAGGAAUCUCUCUCUAUGCAGAGCAAACUGAGAAAGGAGAGCUCUGGUGUGAAGAUGUUCGCAAACUGGCAGUUGUCCAUGAAAAUGAGGGCUUGCUGGGGUACAUCUACUGUGACUUCUUCCAACGAGCUGACAAACCACAUCAGGACUGUCACUUUACAAUUCGUGGAGGCAGAUUAAGGGAAGAUGGAGAAUACCAGCUCCCUGUUGUUGUUCUUAUGCUGAGUCUGCCCCAUUCGACUAGGAGUUCACCCACAUUACUAACCCCUGGCAUGAUGGAGAAUCUAUUCCAUGAAAUGGGACAUGCUAUGCAUUCCAUGCUGGGACGAACUCGGUACCAACAUGUCACUGGGACCAGAUGUCCUACUGAUUUUGCUGAAGUUCCCUCUAUCCUGAUGGAGUAUUUUGCAAGUGACUAUCGAGUGGUUGAUCAGUUUGCAAGGCAUUUUCAGACUGGCCAGUCACUGCCAAAAAGCAUGGUGUCACGGCUCUGUGAAUCUAAAAAGAUUUGUGCUGCAGCUGAUAUGCAACUUCAGGUCUUUUAUGCUGUCUUGGACCAACUCUACCAUGGGGAACAUCCUCUAAAGAGGUCAACCACAGACAUUUUAAAGGAAACCCAGGAGAAAUUUUAUGGAUUACCAUAUGUACCAAACACUGCAUGGCAGCUGAGAUUCAGCCAUCUAGUGGGAUACGGUGCCAAGUACUACUCCUACCUCAUGUCCAGGGCCAUUGCCUCCAUGGUAUGGAAACAGUGUUUUGUGCAGAACCCAUUUGACAGGGCAAUGGGUGAGCGUUAUCGCAGAGAGAUGCUGGCACAUGGCGGUGGAAAAGAGCCCAUGCUCAUGGUUCAAGGUAUGCUUCAGAAGUCUCCUUCUGUUGAAGACUUUGUGGAUGCCCUUGUUUCAGACUUGGAUCAGGACUUUGAAACGUUCUUCAUGGACUCAGAAUAACAUGGAACUGAACUGAUUGUUUUUUGUUUCACAGCUGUUCAUUGAGAAGCAGAAACAAAUAGCCACGGCAGUACUAUGUCCAUCAUUGUUAAGACUGGUCCUCUAUAAAAACAAAGUUAUUAUUUGUAGAAUCUUAAAAUAAAUAGUUUGUUUUAA
Mauremys reevesii (Reeves's turtle) is the source of this 2348-nucleotide messenger RNA. It is a transcript of the gene MIPEP, whose product is annotated as mitochondrial intermediate peptidase. The transcript is spliced from 19 exons. Gene Ontology annotation, biological process: peptide metabolic process. The record is from RefSeq and is a predicted model, not a curated record. Gene Ontology annotation, molecular function: metalloendopeptidase activity. Gene Ontology annotation, cellular component: mitochondrion. Lineage: Eukaryota; Metazoa; Chordata; Testudines; Geoemydidae. Bases 78 to 2192 code for a protein of 704 amino acids.